UGCACAAGGAAUGCUUUUAUCUGUUUCAGUUUUCUUAUUUAUUUGACUGUAUUUGAUUCUAAUCGAUGCUCAUUGAUUAAAAACAAAAAACAUUGGUGACAUUACAUCAGGAUACUGCUAAGCACCACAAAACUGCCAUCCGUGCAUUUGUUUCUAACAAUUUCAGGGAAUUUUGUUUCCCAGGAGUGACAGAGGAAACUAGACAGAAAGGAUCAUGCACUGUGUUGCUGUGAGGUGAAAGUCAUAAAAUCCGAAAUGUAUGAGGAGAAGCGCAAAAGCAGUACGUACUCCAAAGAAGCAGGGGGUGGCGGAGCAGGUGGGGAAGAGGAGGAUGAUGACGAUGAAGAGGAGGAGGAGGAAGAAGAGGUGGGCGACAAGACGGCGGGCGGUAGGUGCAGGAUGAAUCGCACGGACACGCUCAACUCCACCACCAGCUCCACUGCGGCGCAGAGGAAGAAGAGCCAGAACGCCAAGAAGCAGGCCCAGGGCUCCAGCCAAUCACAGCGGGCGCCCCGGGCCCUCUUCUGCCUCAGGCUGAACAACCCUAUCCGACGGGCAGCGCUCUCCAUUGUGGAGUGGAAACCUUUUGAUGUGUUUAUCCUUCUGGCUAUCUUCGCUAAUUGUGUGGCUCUGGGAGUGUCCAAGCCUUUUCCUGAGGAUGACUCCAAUGCUACUAACCACGACCUGGAGCAGGUGGAGUACAUCUUCCUGAUCAUCUUCACCAUGGAGACCUUCCUGAAGAUCCUGGCCUACGGUCUGGUCAUGCACCCCAGCUCCUACAUCCGAAACGGCUGGAACCUGCUCGACUUUGUCAUCGUCAUAGUGGGGUUGUUUAGUGUGGUGUUGGAGACUAUGACCUAUAAGCCUGGAGAAUCACAUCACAUGCCGGGGAAGCCUGGAGGCCUGGAUGUGAAAGCCCUCAGGGCAUUCCGAGUGCUACGACCCCUCAGACUCGUCUCAGGAGUACCCAGUCUGCAGAUCGUGUUGAACUCCAUAAUGAAGGCUAUGGUUCCUCUGCUGCAUAUAUCCCUGCUGGUGCUCUUCGUCAUUAUCAUCUAUGCCAUCAUUGGCCUGGAGCUCUUCAUCGGUCGCAUGCACAAGACAUGCUACAUUAGCGGCACAGAUGAGUUUGCUGAUGAUGACCCUGUGCCUUGCGCAUUUGCUGGACAUGGACGUCAGUGCAUCAUCAAUGGCUCAGAGUGCCGGGGAAAGUGGGUGGGACCAAACGGCGGCAUCACUAACUUCGACAACUUCUUCUUUGCCAUGCUGACUGUGUUCCAGUGCAUUACCAUGGAAGGCUGGACUGACGUGCUCUACUGGAUGAAUGAUGCCAUUGGUUUCGAGCUGCCCUGGGUGUACUUUGUAAGUCUGGUCAUCUUUGGAUCCUUCUUCGUCCUCAACCUUGUAUUGGGUGUGCUGAGUGGCGAAUUCUCUAAGGAGCGAGAGAAGGCUAAAGCGCGAGGAGAUUUCCAAAAGCUUCGGGAGAAGCAGCAGCUGGAACAGGACCUGUGUGGCUACAUGGACUGGAUCACGCAGGCCGAGGAGAUUGACGAGUGUGACGAGGACAGAAACAGACGUGUGACCUUGGGUGACCUGUCUGACAAAAAGCGGGGGAAGUUCAGCUGGUUCAGUCACUCAAAUGAAACCCACGCCAGUCUUCCAGCGAGUGAAACAGGCUCUGAAAACACAGAAAAUAUAGAAGAAGAGCACACUGACUGUUGUGCUGCUUGCUGCGCUUACAUAAUGAAAAAAGCUUGCUGUCGCACUCUGCGGCGCUGGAACCGUGGCGUCCGGAGGACAUGUCGCAAGGCGGUGAAAUCGGUGACAUUCUAUUGGCUCGUGCUCAUCCUGGUCUUCCUCAACACAGCUCUCAGUGCGUCAGAGCACUACAACCAGCCGCACUGGCUCACCGACACACAGGAAAUUGCCAACAAGGUUCUUCUGUCUCUAUUCACCGUUGAGAUGUUGCUGAAGCUGUACAGUCUGGGCCCGCACGCCUACUUUGCGGCCUUCUUCAAUCGCUUCGACUGUUUCGUGGUAUGCGGGGGCAUUCUGGAGACGGCGCUGGUGGAAACGGAGAUCAUGCCGCCUCUCGGCAUCUCCGUGCUGCGCUGUGUCAGGCUGCUUAGGAUCUUCAAAGUCACACGCCAUUGGACAGCUCUGUCCAAUCUGGUGGCAUCGCUGCUGAACUCCAUGAAGUCCAUCGCAUCGCUGCUGCUGCUGCUCUUCCUCUUCCUCAUCAUCUUCGCCUUGCUGGGCAUGCAGCUGUUCGGUGGCAAGUUCAACUUCGAUGAGACGCAGACCAAGAGGAGCACCUUCGAUACCUUCCCUCAAGCACUUCUUACCUGCUUUCAGAUCCUGACAGGUGAGGACUGGAACAUGGUGAUGUAUGAUGGUAUCAUGGCAUAUGGAGGCCCGGUGUUCCCUGGUAUGAUUGUAUGUCUGUACUUUGUCAUUCUCUUCAUCUGUGGUAACUACAUUCUCCUCAAUGUCUUCUUGGCUAUUGCUGUGGACAACUUAGCAGGAGGACAUGGAGAAGGCAAAAAGAAGGGAGAAAAGAAAGAGAGGGAGGGUCCAGGAGAAAGAGGAAAUGAAGAAGCAAAGGUGGACAUGAAUGAGCACGAGGAGGAGGAGGAGCCAGACGAAGGAGAUGAGGAAGGAAGGACUCAACUAAAUGUGGCGGACUUCGCUCCACCUCAGGAAAAGGUUCUGCCUAUCCCAGAAGGCAGUGCGUUCUUCUGCCUCAGCGAGACCAACCCGAUAAGAGUACGCUGUCAUGUACUGAUCCAUCACCGCAUCUUUACCAACCUCAUCUUGCUCUUCAUCAUCCUCAGCAGUAUAUCCCUUGCUGCAGAGGACCCAAUCAGAGCACACUCUGCCAGGAACAACAUCCUGGGCUACUUUGAUUACGCCUUCACCACCAUAUUCACGGUGGAAAUCCUUCUUAAGAUGACUGUCCAUGGGGCAUUUCUGCAUAAGGGCUCUUUCUGUAGGAACUGGUUUAAUCUGUUGGAUCUGCUGGUUGUUAGCGUAUCUCUGGUCUCAUUUUUCUUACAUUCUAGUGCUAUCUCUGUGGUCAAGAUCCUGCGAGUGCUACGAGUGCUCAGGCCCCUCCGAGCCAUCAACAGAGCAAAGGGACUGAAGCACGUGGUGCAGUGUGUGUUCGUGGCCAUCAGGACCAUCGGGAACAUCAUGAUUGUCACCGCUCUACUUCAGUUCAUGUUCGCCUGCAUUGGCGUCCAGCUCUUUAAGGGCAAAUUUUAUCGCUGCACAGACGAGGCAAAACACACACCGGAACAGUGCAAAGGCACAUUUGUGGUAUAUAAAGAUGGUGAUGUGACUCACCCGAUGGUGCGCCAGCGCUUCUGGCUCAACAGCGAGUUUAACUUUGACAACGUGCUGAUGGGCAUGAUGGCCCUCUUCACUGUCUCCACCUUUGAGGGAUGGCCCGCACUUCUCUACAAGGCCAUCGAUGCCAAUGGGGAGAACCAUGGCCCAAUCUACAACUACCACGUGGAGAUCUCCAUCUUCUUCAUCGUCUACAUCAUCAUCAUCGCUUUCUUCAUGAUGAACAUCUUCGUGGGUUUUGUCAUCAUCACCUUCCGUGAGCAAGGAGAGGCCGAGUUCAAGAACUGCGAGCUUGACAAGAACCAGAGACAGUGUCUAGAAUAUGCCCUGAAAGCCCAACCAUUGAAACUAUACAUCCCUAAGAACCCAGUGCAGUAUAAGUUCUGGUCUAUGAUCAACUCCACCGGUUUCGAGUACAUCAUGUUUGUGCUGAUCCUUCUCAACACGGUUACUUUGGCUGUUCAGCACUAUGAGCAGUCCAAACUCUUCAGCUCUGUAAUGGACAUCCUCAACAUGGUUUUCACUGGCCUCUUCACUAUGGAGAUGAUCGUCAAGCUGUUAGCCCUUAGACUCAGGCAUUAUUUCAUGGAUGCCUGGAAUUCCUUCGAUGCUCUCAUUGUGGUGGGGAGUGUGGUGGACAUUGUGGUUACAGAGUUCAGUAGCUCUGAAGACAGUUCUCGGGUGUCUAUCACUUUCUUCCGUCUGUUUCGUGUGAUGAGAUUGAUUAAGCUGCUCAGCAAGGGGGAGGGCAUCCGCACACUCCUCUGGACCUUUGUGAAAUCUCUUCAGGCCCUCCCUUAUGUAGCGCUGCUCAUCGCCAUGAUCUUCUUCAUCUAUGCUGUGAUUGGCAUGCAGACAUUCGGGAAGAUCGCCAUGCAGGACCACACACCAAUCAACCGCAACAACAACUUCCAGACGUUUCUCCAGGCAGUGCUGCUGCUCUUUAGGUGUGCCACAGGCGAGGCUUGGCAGGAGAUCAUGUUGGCCAGUUUGCCGGGGAAACGCUGUGAUCCAGAGUCGGACUACGAGCCCGGCGAGGAACUCACCUGCGGCAGCAACUUUGCCAUCGUUUAUUUCAUCAGCUUCUUCAUGCUCUGUGCUUUCUUGAUUAUCAAUCUCUUUGUUGCUGUCAUCAUGGACAAUUUUGACUACUUGACACGUGAUUGGUCAAUUCUGGGACCACAUCACCUGGAUGAGUUCAAAAGGAUCUGGUCAGAAUAUGAUCCUGAAGCCAAGGGUCUCAUAAAGCACUUGGAUGUGGUGGCCCUGCUUAGGAGGAUCCAGCCUCCUCUGGGCUUUGGGAAGCUCUGUCCCCACCGUGUGGCCUGCAAGAGGCUGGUUGCCAUGAACAUGCCCCUGAACUCAGAUGGCACAGUGACCUUCAACGCAACUCUCUUCGCACUUGUCAGAACUGCCCUGAAGAUCAAAACUGAGGGCUACCCCGAGCAGGAGAACGAGGAGCUGAGAAUCAUCAUCAAGAAGAUCUGGAAGCGUAUGAAGCCCAAAAUCCUGGAUGAGGUGAUCCAGCCUCCUACUGAGGAGGAGGUGACUGUGGGUAAGUUCUAUGCCACAUUCCUAAUCCAGGACUAUUUCAGGAAGUUCCGGAAAAGGAAAGAGAAAGUGUGUCUGGGAGCCCCGGACUCCAAAAACCCAUCUGCUCUACAGGCGGGUCUGCGCACCCUGCAAGACUUAGGGCCAGAGAUCCGCCUGGCCAUGAAUGCUGACCUUGAAGAGGAAGAGGAGGGCCUGGACGAAGAGCUAGAUGAGGAUGACGCAUGCUACAAGAGUGAGAACGGCUAUGCAGGCAAUACCUGGACCUCGGCCAGGGGUCGCCGGCACUCCCUGGCCUCCACUUCGACCGUGGUUUCCGGUCCCGACCCGGGAGAGGGUAUAUUCAAUGAGGGGCAGGGCCCCAGGAGCACCGAAGUCAAAACACCCAACAGCAGUGCUGUGAUGGAGCAGGAGACCUUUCGGAAGUGGGAGAACACGCGCUUCUUCAUCCAUUACCAGCUACCAAAGAGGAGGGGCUCCGGGGAAAGCUUUACCUCCUCCCUCUCACGGAGGACAGACAGACAGGAGGGCUACCCUGGGGAGCAGCGCUUCUGGAGCAUGGAGGAAGGCACAGAGGCCGGCAUGCCUGGAGUCAGGCAUGGCUACCGAGAUGAUGGCCCUGUGUAUUCUGGCCACAGAGAAGGUAGUUAUUGUGGGCACCCUGCCACACAGCCUGCCUAUGCUAUGAAUUAUGGGAAUGGCUACGUGGAAGCCAGGAGGACUGCCAGGAGACGCCUGCUCCCCGCAAUCCCCACUGAGCGGAAGCCGUCAUUCACCAUCCAGUGUCUGAGGAGGCGGAGCAGCAAUGAUAACCUCCCCAUCGCAGGAACCCAUCAUCAGAAGUCCCCACCCUGCCGAGCACACACACAGGCAUAUGGAAGUUAUGACUCCCAGCACAGCAGCAGUCCCUCCUCCAUGAGCUCCACGGCCUCGUGGGUGAGCCAUAGUCCCCGGCAAAGCCGUCUGCUCUACGCCCCCCUCAUCCUGGUUGAGGACGAGGGGCUGGUGGGUGUUGGAAGAGUGGGCGGCUGGGAUAGGAAGGCUGGGGGCACCAGAGUGUCUGUGGAAGGUCAUCGGGGCUGGUACACAGGUGCCUCGGGGGGACGAGCAGACUACAGGGCGUACACCACCCUCAGAGUGCCCACACAGCUCAGCCCACACUACAGUGAGAAGAGAGGCAGCGCUGACAGCCUGGUGGAGGCAGUACUGAUCUCUGAGGGACUUGGCCUUUAUGCCAAGGACCCCAAGUUUGUUGCCUUUGCCAAGCAUGAGAUUGCCGAUGCGUGUCACAUGACCAUCGACGAGAUGGAGAGCGCAGCCAAUGACCUGCUUAGCCAGAGCAGCAGCAGCAGCUCCAGGGGGAGCUGUAGCAGCCGCGCUGACCUGGGACCCUUCUACAGCGAUGAGGAGCCCGCGCAGGGCCGCGAAGAGGACGAGCUUGCCGACGAGAUGGCAUGCGUUACCUCUCUCUGA
Electrophorus electricus (electric eel) is the source of this 6372-nucleotide messenger RNA. It is a transcript of the gene cacna1fb, whose product is annotated as calcium channel, voltage-dependent, L type, alpha 1F subunit. Gene Ontology annotation, cellular component: voltage-gated calcium channel complex; membrane. Gene Ontology annotation, molecular function: high voltage-gated calcium channel activity. Gene Ontology annotation, biological process: calcium ion import across plasma membrane. The record is from RefSeq and is a predicted model, not a curated record. NCBI's taxonomy places the organism in Eukaryota, Metazoa, Chordata, Actinopteri, Gymnotiformes, Gymnotidae.